Messenger RNA from Pocillopora meandrina, 11780 nucleotides. NCBI's taxonomy places the organism in Eukaryota, Metazoa, Cnidaria, Anthozoa, Scleractinia, Pocilloporidae. The record is from the annotation of a GenBank genome assembly.
CAGGAAAUGGUCACUGCUUGCAUGAACGAAAAUUCUCUGUAAUUAAUUUCUUUUAAUAAGUCAAGGUUCGAUUGACUUUCGAAGCAAAACUUUGGUAAAAACACCAGAAGAUCUUGACUUGAGCACCCUCAAAAUGCAACUUUGUGUAUUUAGGUGGAGGUGUAGGUUUUUGUUUUCUUGACAUGGAAGGGUUCAGUGUCUUCGAUCGUCCUGACCGGAUUUGAUCUUACGUAUCGUUGUACUGGCAAGGAAAUGUCAUACCAGCACACUCAUUGGAGAGAUGUAGAGGUAGUAUGUACUUAUUACAGACUGAGUUUGGUCGGGCCGGACGGCAAAAUAUUUGGCUCGAGGUCGACAUACGGAUCUCGCUUAGCUCGUUUCGUAUGCUAUGACCUUACGCCAAAUAUUCUCCCAUCCGACCCGAUCAAAUUCAGUCAUUAAGCACAUUAUAAUAUGACACAUCGAUACGUGUUGAAAAUUUAAGCAAUUUUGUUUCAACCUAAAAGGCGCACGCAGCACAACCAGAAAAAAAGAUUCUACGAUACGCGAGGCCAUACUGGUCUUAUGAAUUUCCUUAAUUAAGUUUCUUUUGUUAUGGUAUUUUUUCAGGUCAUAAAAGUCGUUAUUAGCUAUGUGAUAAUGCAGUUCAUUCAUCAUCCCUGCUGAAUUGCAUUUUUUUUUCGGUUUGAGAAAUGAAACUGAUGGAGGAAAAAAUCAUGAUGAUAAAAAUAAUUUUUAUUGACCCCUUAAACAACCACAUGUUCAGAAUUUUCAACUUGACAGAAGGUAAUUAUGUCGUAAUUUUGAUGAUUAUCAUACGCUAUUUAGCAUUUUGAAGUUCAGUGUAUGAUUAGAGGGUGUAGUAUGUUUCAGGAAAAUUAUUUAAUGCUGAUUGGCAGAGACAGACAACAUUUUUCCAAUCCCAGGGGCACUUGAAUUGAUCAUUGUAAGCUGAGUGUGUGUCAUCAGCACUGAAAUGGUUUUGCUCUUGAAAUGAGUUUCUGAGAAAGUUCAGAUAUAAUUAGAUUCCAUGACUUAACCCUUUAACUCCCAGAAGUCAUUGAGAGGUAACUUUUCCCUAUAAUAUCCAUACACUAUCUAGCAAACAGGUAAUGGGAAUACUAAAACUUAUCAUGUAGAAGUUGUUAUUCUUGAUCUAACAACAAAUGCUCUUAACUAAUUUAAAAGGAAAUGUGUAACAGCUAGAGGGGAAAAUUGACAAUCAGAUCUUGGGAGUUAAAGGGUUAAAUGCAGAAGGGAGUGUGAAGGAGGACAUAGGACAGGAUCCCUGAUGAAGAAUAGUAUAAGGAGACUGGGGGGGGGGGGUCAAUCUCCUUCCCAGGGUUUCUCUUUUUUCCUCUGUGGUUGGUAGGGAGAGAGUUACCAGUGAGAUAGGAGAGAUCCUUUUAUUAGGUAUUAAGUAAUGCGAUCAAGAAUGAGCCUCCUGGGCAGAGGACCUUUCUGAAAGAGCAUUGAUGUUUAACCUGUAUGUUUUGUAGGCAUGGAGGAAAGAAGGUCUUCCAUUGUCGACAACAAGCAAUGAAGCUGCCAAAAUGUUUGAUGCUUCCCUCACUCAGGUAAAGGUUCAUAUUCAGGCAGCUAUGUUGUGAUGUUCUGUGUCUUUUGUUGCGGUAGACCUUGUUACCCCCCCAGAUACACUUGUACUAAAGAUUAUCCUUGACUGAGAUGAUAUCCUAGCUAAAUACUAUGUGUAGUUAGAGACAGUGUCAAAUUACCUGUAGUAAACAAAUAUACCAGGUUUUUUAUGUAGAUGCACCAAAGGUUCACUUUGUUACAUUUUACAUUCAUUUGGAUUUCCAGACUGUUAUUUAUAAAUGACUGUAAAUAUAUACAUAAAAAUCAUACAUGUGAACAGUGGUUAAUGAGUCAAAUAUCGAAGCAGUACUGAUUUGCAGGUAUGAACACUACUUAAGUAGUGAAAACAAGGUCUGAAAAAAAAAUUCAGGCCUGAAUGGGAUAUUAUUUAUUAUUUUGUUAUUUUUUGUUAUUUACUGUUAUUUAUGUUUGUUCAUGUUUGGUCUAAUGUUUGGUUUUAAGGUUGUUGCUCACCUUGAAGAUGACAGUGUUGGUGGUUUGCAGAAUUCAAUAACCAGGAUGUUGCAAGCAGAUCCUGAUUUUGGUGAAUUCAUUUUAAGCAAAUUUUAUAAUGAUUAUUCCAAAUUGUUGUUUAGUUCAGUGUUUGAGAUUUACUUAAUUUUAAUACUUCAGAGACCUUCCACACACAAUGAAAACUGAAAAGUUAGCUAGAUUACAUUUAGCUAGCCACUUAAACACACAUAAUGAUAUUCCCAACCAUGAUAUUCAAAAGGGCUGCAUCUUUUGGUUCUUUACUUGGCACAUUUUGCAAUUACUCUAUAUUGUUCUAUUUUCAGUUCGUUAAUAGGAAUUAUGAAAAGUUUUUUUAAUCUCAUGGGUUAAAUUACAGUGAUAAAUGAGAGGCAGUUAUCAUUCUCUAUAGCAAGACACAAUUUUUUCCACCGUAAAUGAUUUAUGGAAUUCUUGUUAUUGAGUUUGUUAUUGAGAUCCCAUAUCGAUCCACGUUCUUUGUUUUGAUCCAUCUCGUACAGUUAUGGGUCAUGUCUUGGCAUCCACUUGCCUGUUUGAUAUAAAGCAUUCAGAUGCUGCUCCAUUACGAGCUCCAAAAACUGACCUUACCCACAGAGAAUUACUUCAUCUCAGCGCUGCAAAGGAGCUGGAAGCUGGGUAAGAUACAAUUAUCUAAGUAUUUACGGCAUGAAACCAAGGUAGUCUAAGCUAGGUAAAGGAUUACAACGAUGGGAGAGCGGGGAACGAAAAGCGAGCUCAUCAUUCAUAAGUCGGACCAAAAAACCUGCAACAAUCAAAGUAACAAACUCACAAGCAUGCUAAAAAUUUUUUUCUUCAAAACUAAUCCUGGAGGUUAGGUAAUAAGGUGAUCCAACGGCUUAUUCUAAUAAGGUUCCUCGAAUUUGCGAGUCUAGGUGGGCAGUGAAGUUAUGAAAAUAAUAUCAUAUGUGUCAGUGUACCAAAUUGACACAUAGUUCCCAUCAUGCAAAGUAUCCAACCACUCCUUUCUGUUCAUGACACCAUUAAUUGCUGUUGUAGAAAUGUACCUAAAGCACAAGACAUUUGGGAUGACAUAGUGAUGGCGUACCCUACUGACAUAUUAGCAUUGAAGAUGCUCUCUGACUACAGUACGUUUUAUGGUCCUAAGGAGAGGGUUAGGGACAGUGUGGCAAGGGUUUUUCCACAUUGGAAGCAAGACGCACCGUUAUAUGGGUACAGUAAUGGCAAUUUCUGUGGUAGUGGUGACAUUUUCAAGUUUUCAAAAUGAUUAAUAUCCAUCAUCAAAUUUAUCAUAUCGCUUUAUCAAUUUGCCUUGCGUGUGCCGUUAAUCAGUUUUGUUUGAAAUUUAAUGGUCUGGUGGAUUAAAACAAGAAUGUUCAGUUGGACCAUGGUUAAGGCGUAUUGAGACUUUGAAAUGAUAUGCAUGGUGGUGUGCAAUGUCGUUAAAUGACUUGAGAGAGCCGCAGAUAAACGGAGGCGCCUCCACCAAUUUCUUUCGGUUUUAUAGAUAACCACAUUACACACGUUUGGCACGUUUGGCCACCCUGUUGAAAAAUGUGCAAGAUGUUGGAUGGUGUUGGAUCAAGCUUUUGUAAUGUAACAACAUUUCCGAUGUUGUAAGAUGUUGCACGCGUUUGGCCAGCUUCUUCACAACAUCCCUCAACGCGAUCUAGCAAUGUUGUAAGAUGUUGCGUUGAAAUGUUGCGUACGUUUGGCUUGGCCUUUAUGGAAGUUGUAGCUCCGUCAGCACGCUUGUUGAUGUGGAGCUCCGCUACCACAAAUGACGCUGUUGAUUGUACCUACGUUAUCUACUCACACAUUAAAAAUAACUGAAGUUACUUUGUAAGUUGCAUGCAGUUUAUACAGAAAAACCAUUUACACAUGCAUCAACUGCAGGUAUCUUUUUGGCUUGUACGCCUUUGGUUUAGAAGAAACAAACUUCUACAGAGAAGCAGAGAAACAAGCUCGUAAGGUAUGUUCCAAACGAGAGCAAAAACGGAGGGUGUGGGGAUGUUGUAUCAAUAUUUAGAAUGGUAAGCUCGCUAAUUUCGCGUGCUUGUUUGUUCCGCGACGUUUGAAUUCCAGUCGACUUACGUAUGUAAAGUGCCAAACUGUAAUGAAGCUUAAUAGGUUAAACUAGCAAAAAAAAAGCUUUAAAGGAAAACUACAAAAACAAAGAAAUAAAAUAAGGAGAAGUACAACAAAGCCGACAAAACGAAAAAUAAAACAAAGAAACAAACAAACCAAAAAGAGAUAAGUUGAUUUUAAGAACUGCGAGUUGAUAAUGACAUUGGCCACCGUAAAGAGAUUUUAAAAACCUGACGUCUCGAGCGUUAACCCUUGUUAGAGUGGAAACAAGAGAGAGAAACGAAAUAAAAAAAUGCGCUUAAAGAUAACGAUACGAAAACGAAGUAUUAGCAGUUGAAACAAAGAGCCAACAGAGAAACAGAGGGACAAACAACAACCACAAUUACAACUUGUACAACUCCAAAAAAAGAGGGAACGGACUUUUCCCAAAUAAUGUCAUAACCUUUUUAAGACCACACAUGAAUGUUGUUUUCCAGUUUCUGUUACUGUUUUGAAUGAGGGUCUAUUACAAUAAUAUGCAAUAUCUGAAUAUUAAUGGUUUCCUUUAAAUGUUAGGGAUUGGAACUAGUUCCAAAAGAUACAGGAGCAACACACGCCUUGGCUCAUGUUAUGGAGAUGGAAGGCCGCCAGGAUGAAGGGAUUAAAUUUAUGAGUGAAACCAUAGAGAACUGGAAGGUGUGUGAAAUGCGUUUUUAUGAGAUUGCUCCUUUUUAAGUUGUCAAGCUCCAUUUUUUAAGUCGUCAACUCAAUGUCUGUUCUUUGCAACAAAUCGUUUCAUGUGUACUGCCUCCAUUACAAGCCACUGCGAUUCGUCACGGAGACAGGUCAUGGCGACAGUUUUGCCGCUUGUGACAUGAGCAGAGAAAUAUUUUUAUGUGAAAUUCUUGUCUCUACGACAACAUUUUGUCGAGGUCUACGAGUUUAAACCAGUUGAAUUUGAGCGACUGAUCACAGUAACAAAGUUGCAUCGGAAAUGCAAAGAUAUUCCACUACCCUUUAGUGCUGACUGAUCAAGAGUGGUACACGUAUGUUUAGAUAAAAACGACGGAAAUUGUCGAGGGCCGGGAACAAGUCAUUAAGGCAUUUUUGCGUUUCAUUUUAUUAUUUUUAUAACAAUUAUUAUUAUUAUUAUUGUAAUUAGUAUUAAUGUUAUUAUUAUUAUACAUACUUUACAGUUAUCUUUUUUUAAGAAACAUUUGUCUCUGCUCCAUUUUCAUACAAAUUCUGUGUGACAUUUGUGUCCCAGCGACCAGUUUUCAAGUGUAUCUCAACCUUUCAGACCUGCGAGUCAAUAUUCAGUUCACUAAGACAAACUUGUCUUUCUUUUCUGCCAGCCAUGUGAAACAUUAACUUGCCACAAUUUCUGGCACUGGGCUUUGUAUCAUAUUGAAAAGGUAUGCUGUCAGUUAACAUUCGCUUGCGACAACAGGUAAAGAUCAUUUCCCAAGUUAGACUUACGACUUUUCAAAAGUGAAAUAAGAAUUAUUUCUUGAUGAAAUGAAAUAUUAUCUUGUUAAAUUCUGAUAGAAACAAGUUGCUAAUCUCGAUACAAGUAAUCAAAGCCAUUGUAAAAAACUAUUGAACAGUGACGUGUUCGCUGCGUAGCUUCACGGAAUCGAUGCCAACUCGAUCACAUUUUGCUCCCACCAUUCAACUGGAAACGCAAGAAUAAUGAUAUUUGGGCACAUGGGCGAUCUAAACCAUUGUGCGACGUACCCAACAUCCGGCACCCUUUUUAUCACCUGUGUUAAAAAGAAAGACAAAUGCACCAAACCUUUACACCAAAACUUAAAAAAAGUGGCCGGUUACAAAAAAAGGGGGUUGGUGCCAUCUAAUGUGGUUUCGUUGGCACUUCUGUUAGUCCGCCAACAUUAUUGAUAUGUUUUUGUUUUUAUGUUGUAUAUUGAACUGUUUAAUUCCGCUCCCCCCACUUUUUUUUCCUAUUGAAUACAGGGAGAGUACGAAGCAGCCCUGGAUAUUUACGACUCUGAGGUAAAUAUGUACGUGGAUUAAUCCUUACACCCUAACACGAGUAUAAAUACAAUGUAUUCUCGAUAUAUAGUUCUCUAUACAAUUCCUGAGGUGCUGACUCAGAGAAUCUGUUCAACAAUCAGAACUUCUUUCGCUGGUGAUCAUUUCCUUUAUUCUCAUGACCUUUAGGUUUGAUUCAGGGGUAAUAUUGUAGGGAGAAAUUAAAUGCUCAUCUCCUCCAGGAGUUAUGAGGGUCAAGCUUUGUUCUCCGUUAGGCGCGUAGUCGUAUUUCGUUUUCUCUAUGUUUUACAAUUGGUAAAUCUGCUUUGGAAGCUUGAAGUACUUUCAUUUCCCUAUUCGCAGAUGUUACCAAGAUUUAAGGCUAGCAACGUUUUCCCAUUGACGGAUGGAUCAUCUUUGUUGUAUAGAGUGCAACUCGAAGGUUAGGAAGUUUUAGUUGAAGCUGACAGAAUCCCUGCUUGUUGAAUUAUGUAUGUCUAUUAUUACCACUUGUCAAUACCUCAUAUAGCCGUGUGGCAUUACCUUUUCGACCCUUCUCCUCUGUAGGGUAUAGAAAUGUGUCAGGUAAGAUUUUGGGAAUGAAAAUCUCUUUCAUGAUUCUAGCUUCUAUUUCAAUAGUUAGACGCGUGGCCAAUAACUGCAGGUGUCUGUUAACGUAAGAUGCUCUUAAUCAUAUAAGUUUUUGGGUAUCCAUGUCUUGGUUGUGGUUGUAUUGUUUGUUGUUAGGAAUAGUGUUGUUUAAGCAUUCUAAGAAAGUUUUAUUGCACGAAUUUUUGUCACUUUUCAAAGGGAUGAGAGUAUUACUUUUGAGUAAGAUCAUCACUAGGUGCUGCAAGCACACUGUGACAGAAACCAAAUAGCUAAUGGGUUUGUUGGAUGACUUAAGUUACGAGACGGUUCAAGGCACUAUUUCUGAACAUGAUUUAUGGGAAUAAAGAAGACAACAAACCAAAUGAACAAUAAAUAAACAACAGGACUAUAAGUGUUGUUUUUGCAGGAGUCGAUGUUGGUGACAGAUGGCAACAGCUCUGUCAGUUUUGGGAGAGCCACGCAGAUGAGCAUUUUCUGGUAGGUGGCGUGGAUGAAAGAGCCAACCUUUUCAUGUGGUGGCUACCGAAAGUAACACAAUUCUUUUUAUGGUUUCUGUAGGCAUUUAAUGACAGCCACAUGCUUAUGACCACGCUGGGUGCAAAGAAUGAGGCUUUGACGAUGAAACUGUUGGAUUCCUUGAGAAAAUAUGUAAGGUGGGGGUUCUGUUUUCAUUGAUGGCCAAAGGGAUUUUGAAAGCUGUUUGCCGCGAUUAGAAACUAAUCACCUCGUAUUCUAGUCUUACUUAAGCUGUCAAGGACGAACAGUCUUCUCUAGUGUUCGAACAGUAAUUUUAAAAUAUUUGGAACGGAAGCCUUGAUUACCCUGGCACUCCUCAGAAGGCCUGAAUUGAAUUUCGGGCUUUGUUAAAAAUUGGAAAAGUUCAACAGAGUGUCCACUGAUGACCCGCCCAAAAGCAAGCAAAGUCAGAGACAAGUUCUACAAUCGUUAUACGACGUUUCUUGGUGUUGUGAACGGUUCUAUCGCCAAAUGACUUUCAAAAGCUUAGAGUUUCGAAUUAGAAAUACUCCAUUGUGUCUUUUUUUUUUUUUUUUUUUUUAAAUGAAGAAAUGAUUCGCGUAGGUCAGCUGCGAUUGAGGAAACUGCAGAAAAGGGUCUAAAAAAAAAACGGGCUUCGAAGGAUUCGAACCCAGGCCUCCAAAACACUACCAACUGAGCUACCUAGCCACAUUUUGGGAAAUAAAAUAUUUUCUGACCAUCUAAUCAUAUCUUUACUUGUAUGUCAUCUGCCGGUCAAAGUAUGACUCCUUCCAUUUAUUGCGAUCAAAUAGCGUAGACCUCCUUAGGUGUGCCUCGCUUGCAAUAUGUGGCUCGUCGAAGCCUGAGUUGUUUCAGGCAUCUUUUUCUGCAAUUUCCUCGUAGCUCACCUAUAUUAGCGAAUCAUCUAUCAUUUGUCUUUCAUGCACUGGUCCAAAUUUCAUGAUUUACUGGUAGAGACAACAACACCACAACACAAGAUGAGCUUUCCAAAACCAAUUGGUUUGUAAAUACCUUUGGCUUUGAUUAGACGUUGCCUUUGCCCAGCCUAACAGAACUGUAUUUCAUAUUUUCACUUAAGGAAUGGCUCAGGCCCCAACUGUGAAAUAUCACGUGAAGUUGGUCUCCCAAUCUGCGAGGCAUUUGUGGAAGCUGAUAAAGUGAGUUUACAAUUUUUAGCUUUCAGGGUGGGUGAAAACUGUGUUUUGAUUGAAAUCAAGUGCAAACGAGUUUUUUUCCCUUUCUUUCCUCAGGGAAACUUCGACAAGGCUGUGACGAUUUUGAAACCUCUUCGUUAUAAAGUAGAUCUUGUGGGUUCAAGUAGAGCUCAGGUGAAAAUUACAAAUCUCUCUUUGCUCAGUGCGUAGAUCAGUAACCCCUAGGAGGAAUAAGCACCUGAUUUCUCCCAACAGUACCACCCUGAAUAAAACAUUAAGGUCAUGAGAAUAAAGGAAAUGACCGCGAACGCACUAAGCUCUUGAUUGUAAGACAAUUUUUUUUUCUCAGAAGUACCAUAGGAAAUAUAUAGAGAACAGUAUGGUGAACUUCCAUACUGAUGUCAGGGUGUAAGGGAUUAAAGUGAAUCUCAACAACUCAUUUUUUUUCUGUGGUAGUUUAAGGAGGCUCGAAAUAUCCUAUCGCCGAAACUUUUUAAAUUUAGUUCUCUUUGUUAUCGUGAUGAGGAAGCAUGAACAGACCCAGUUCACGGAUUUGUUUAACAAUUUACAAAAGUAUCUCGUAACGAGCUCAUAUGAUGGACCACACUCGAUAGGCUUGGACACCAGCCAAAGAAGGGUCGAAUACAUAAAAUCUUUCUCUGCAUGAGUCUCUUUUGGAGACUUUUUUUAUUGUUGUGCAUUGAGACUUGAUGUGGAAAAUUACUCACGCUCCUGUCCUUGUCUUUGUUAUAGCGAGAUGUGUACGAGUUGUUCUUGAUAAAUGCGUCCAUGCACUCGCAGCGUAGAGAGGAUCACCAAUUUGCCAGGUAUUCAUUGAACUUAUCCAAAUACUCAUCGACCACUUCAUGAGCAAGAAGAGACAUGUUGUCGUUAUGUGUAUCAAAACAAGAGACACUAUUUCACCACAUCUCCAAGACGAUGAACAGAUUCCAAAUACUUAUUUCAAAUUUCCAGGCAUGUCUUUCGUCUGUGUUUUUUAAGAUUGGUGCCAGGAAGGAUCCAAUCUCCGAACAACUGUAACUACUUACACAACUAUUUGAUCCCUUAUUUAAGACGCUCCUUAUUGUCAAACAAAUUCUCCUGGACAUUACCACAGGAAAUGUAAAGAGAGCAGUGUGGAGAAUAUACCCACUUAUUUUAGAGUGAAAUGAAUUAGUUAUUGUUAUAAUAAAUAGCUUUCCGAUGAAGUGUCUAAAACCAAAACCAAAUCAAAACCAAUCAUAGCAAGGAAAAUAUCACGACCAGCCUGAUGGAACAAACAUAUCAAUCAGUUUGCAGGUGGAAUUCACUUAUUCUUUAUCUACGAUUCGCUGUUCGCUGUUAUUGUUCUGUCAAUAUUGACUAGCAUGUCCCAUAUGAUGGGGAUGUUGCUGUCUAUAUUGUGCAUCACAGUCUCUGGCUCAUGUUUGUACCAUUUGUCUGUAAUCUCGAUAUCAUGAUCUUUACAGAUGUUCCAAUGGAGAUAUGCUGCAGCAUUAUUGUGCUUGGAGAUGUACUCUUCUUUUUAUUAAUAUUAUUAUUAUUAUUAUUAUAUUUAUUACCAUUUUUAUUAUUAUCAUUUUUAUCAAUAUUACUAUUACCAUCAUUGCUAUUUUUUAUUUUCUACUUUUUGUUUGUUUUUCCCUUUACUUUUUUAUGGCUUUACAGAUGCCUAAUCGCUGAAAGGAAAGCAAAAAAGAACAAAGCUCCGUUGACGGACAGACUCAUGGCACAAGCUCUUGCUCUUCAAGUGGAAUAGAAUGUAAAUGGUUGUGUAUGAAAAUAUGAAUUUUAAGCUCACCUCGCCAAUACUUCUGUUAGCCAGAACACAACAGAAAGAAACUCUUAAUGAAUUAAUUUUUGACGCCAACACCUGGCAGCUUCUUGCAGCCGGACUAUUCUAUUUGGUUUUCUCGGCAAGCUAUGACCUACACGCUUUUCCUUCACGGAGAGUUUACUGAAAAGGAGAACCGAUUUUCCUAUGGAUAUAUUGGCUUGGGAUCAGGUCGUGAAUAUAAACUUGAGAGUACCUCAAGGUGUUUUAUCGCAUCCUCGUUCAACAGUGCCAAGACUAAACGUAUUCUGUAAAUGUUUGCUCGAAAAAGUUAGUUCGAAUAAUUAGUGUAGGUAAUUGCAUGGGGCAGAAUAAAAUUAAAGAUUGAUAUCAAGCGUGUUUUAAGAAGUUGCAGAAAUUGCCUGUGACGUGGGCAAUUGUGAUAUUAUUGCGUGAUUUUACAAGGGAACUUGCGAUCACUAGUUUAUGAUAUUAUGGGCAGAAUUUUAUGGCAAUAAGAGUUCAAAAACCGCACGCUGUUGUGUGAGUCUAUAGGAAGCCAUUUCAGUGUUUGGAUAGCAUCAAGGAACUAUAGAACUAUAGAAUUUUGUAUAUUGAAAACUACGCCUAUUUUGUUUUUGUAGUGAUCCAACGCAUUUUUUCAUUUUGAGCCUUAGCGUCGAUGCACUUUACAAAGCCGGCAACGGGAAACCCGAACGAUGUAUUUCUAUCUAAAAUGCAUCUUUCCGUGGGUUAUUUACCUGAAGAAGAGUCGUGAGGAGAUAAGAAGUAUGUAUCCUCGACGUGGAUUUUGGACCACUCGAUUUAGCACGAGAAAUACACAAUCCGACUUGGACGGAAGUGACGAUACCCAAGGCAAUAGGGCCGAAAUUAUAUGUGGUCUUGACUGCGUAGACGCUGGAGAAGACGCGAGCCCUUUCCACGUGCAAGACAGAGUGCGCAGAUGAAUGUUAAUAUUAAGAUUGUUUGAAACCCAAAUGAUUUUUCCUUCGUUGAAAGGCGAGUUCAAUUGAUGGACGUCGAGCUCUUCGAUCAGUUUCUUGCAACUGAAGAACGAUUAGGAUUCUCGCCUCAGGUUGGUUUUCAACUCAAGAAGUUCAAAAGAGAGCUGCAUAUAUUGUUGUAAUUCUAGAAAUAUUGACUCGAACUUAGAAGGACUUGAACUUGAAGAGCGUAUACAGUCAUUUACUAUCGUUCAACCGGAACUCCCCGAUAUGUGGAUCUAUCUUUUUUUGUUGUUGUUAUUUUUUCGAUGACAAAGGCGGAAAGAUUGAAUGAGCAUGACAAUAGCUUAAAAGACGCGUUCUAAGCUAUUCGCUCCGCUGAGUAAGAAAUAUUCAAACGGGAUUAAGCUCGAUUCUUAUUGAAUUAUGAAACAUAAACCAUGCUAUUUUCCCUUCUAUUAUAGUGGUCGUAUCAAAUGAGUUCAAGUCGCGGUCUGUAUCCGAUGAAUGGUUGCACAUCGGGGCAAAGCAGUAAACCAUUUAAGCGUGUAAAGUUUUUAAAGCUUUUUAAAGAAAGCGAUCACUUUGAAGAAGUAAUUGACCCUUUUAUCUUCUAUUAGCCUUGGAAACUUCCUUUGUUACAAAACACAG